Nematolebias whitei (Rio pearlfish) is the source of this 1334-nucleotide messenger RNA. It is a transcript of the gene vamp4, whose product is annotated as vesicle-associated membrane protein 4. Gene Ontology annotation, biological process: vesicle-mediated transport; Golgi ribbon formation. Gene Ontology annotation, cellular component: membrane. The record is from RefSeq and is a predicted model, not a curated record. The transcript has 9 exons. The coding region runs from base 355 to 819 and encodes 154 amino acids. Lineage: Eukaryota; Metazoa; Chordata; Actinopteri; Cyprinodontiformes; Rivulidae.
UUUUUCAACUGUUUACAAUCAACUUCCGGGUCAGCUGACUCAGGGGGAGGAGCCAGUAUGAGCAGGACCGCCGCUAGCAUCCGUAAGGACUGUAACGUCUGAGAGUCUGGGACAACUUACAAGAUGAACUGGACGAAUCUGUAAAAACACUUUAAAGCAAGAAACUAUCUGACUGAUUACUGGGGCUCUGUGUGGAGGAAUUGAUCUGCGUCGAGCAGCCGACAUUCUGUCAAACAGCAGAUCUGUUGGCUGCCUCUCCUCCUCUCUUGGCUGGUGAAAGGCCCUGUUUUGUUCCAAACGCGUUGCCGGAAAAGGACGCUGAAAAAGCCACAGAGUCAGACUUAACCGGAUUCAAUGAGGGAGCCAGACCGGGAGGAGCUGCCAGAAGACAAUAUGCCCCCCAAGUUUAAACGGCACCUCAAUGAUGACGAGGUCACGGGAUCCAUCCGCAGUGAGAGGAGGAACCUUCUGGAGGAGGACUCUGAUGAAGAAGAAGACUUUUUUCUGAGAGGGCCCACAGGACCCAGAUUUGGACCUCAGAAGGACAAAAUGAAGCAGGUGCAGUCGCAGGUGGAUGAGGUGAUCGAUGUGAUGCAGGAGAACAUCUCCAAGGUGAUAGAGAGGGGCGAGCGUCUCGAUGACCUGCAGGACAAGUCAGAGAGCCUUUCAGACAAUGCGUCUGCGUUCAGCAGCCGAGCCAAACAGCUGCACAGGAGGAUGUGGUGGAGAGACAUGAAGAUGAAAAUGAUUAUCGCUCUGGUAGUUGUUGUUGUUCUGCUGAUUAUUAUCAUCCCAGUGAUACUUCGAUAUCGUAACUGAUGAUGAGCACGAAGUAGAGCCUUCCUCCUGCUGCUGUUUUUCUUGUAUCCAACUCAUCUGCUCACAGUCCUCCGUUCCUGCUCGGGGGCAUCACCCUGCUGCCCACACCCAGUUCAGCAUCAGCCUGUUUGUGCUCCCGGAUCUGGCCUCAAAUCCUCACCUUAUUACUGAUCUUAUCACAUUCCAACACAAAUCUGAUGUGAGAUCAGUUGUAAGGCUCCGUUCCAUGAAACAUAUUCUGUGUAGGGCCUUGGCAAGGGGUCCUGCAUGUUACAUCACCGAUAAAUGCCAAUAAAUCUAACCUAAGUUAUCUACUGUGAAUCUGCUGCAGCAGUCUUUAUAAAGAGGUUGCACACGAAGCAGAUGAGCCUCUUUGCACAUUUUUUUCUUCUUCACAUGAGGUCAAGGGACAUUUGAGCUUCAUCUGCAUUGUAGAGUGCUUUUAAGGAAGCUCGAACAAUUCACAAUUUUUACGUUUUCUCCACAAUAAUAUUGGACCCCAUGUGUUCAUAGCA